Penaeus indicus is the source of this 3570-nucleotide messenger RNA. RefSeq lists its product as uncharacterized. The record is from RefSeq and is a predicted model, not a curated record. Lineage: Eukaryota; Metazoa; Arthropoda; Malacostraca; Decapoda; Penaeidae. Gene Ontology annotation, biological process: proteolysis. The coding region runs from base 1 to 3570 and encodes 1189 amino acids. Gene Ontology annotation, molecular function: nucleic acid binding; aspartic-type endopeptidase activity. The transcript is spliced from 7 exons.
AUGCCCAAGAAACACAAGUCUGAGAAGUGCUGGGAUAUUCAGAGGCUCUCAUUAAAGGAACGUGAAGAAAAAAUUAAAACAGCCCGUUUAUGUUUUAAGUGUCUAAGUAAAGGACAUAUUGCCAGUGGCUGUCGAAUCAAGUGUUCCAAGUGUAAUGGAAAUCAUAAUUCUCUUCUGUGUAGAGCAAAGGGUGAAAUAAACACAGAUAAAGCUAUGGAAGGUGAUAUGAGUGUUAAGAAGGUUAGUGAUAAUGCCGAACCUUCUUCAGAAAAUUGCAGUCCUCGCGUGAAUCAUGUUGGAGUUGCUCUUAGCAAGUGUAAUGUGUUGACAAAAACUAGCUGUGUGUUACAAACAGCUAGAGUUAAAGUGUAUGGUGAUUCAGGUAUUUGUUGUGAAGCCACCUUGUUGUUUGAUACUGGCUCCGAUAGAUCCUAUGUAUCCAGUAAUCUUGUGAAGAAAGUUAAGCCUAAGUGGGUGAGUUCGGAAACAGUGUCAUAUGCUGCUUUUGGAGGUAGUAAGUCUCCUCCAGGUAAACAGAGUAAUAUCUUUGAUUUGAAAUUAGUGGGUUUACAAGGUUUAAAACAUUUAAUGGCAUUAGAGAUUCCAAAGGUUUGUGCUCCGUUAACUAGACCUUGUAUUCCUAGUAAAUUGGUUGAUGCCUUUUCAGAUUUCCAACUUGCUGAUGAUUACAAGAAUAAUAGUCACCUAAGUAUAGAUAUACUUGUAGGUUUGGAUGCUUAUUGGGGAUUUAUGGACCCUGAAAUAAAGCCAUAUCAGAGUAAUGGAUUAGUAGCUCAAAAGUCUGUAUUUGGUUGGGUUUUGUCUGGCUCAUGGAUGAACUCUUCUGACAAGCCAUUUGAGUCUACCCAAAUGUUAUGCAUAGGGAAUGUAACGGAUUCUGAUUUAAGUGAAUUUUGGAGUUUAGAAUCUGUUGGAAUAAAUCAAAAGGAAACUGUUUCUAACCCAUUUACCUCAGACCCUGUUCUACAGCAAUUUUGUGGAAAUGUUGAGUUUGAUGGGGAGCGUUAUGAAGUAGGCUUACCCUGGAAGUCAGGUGAAUGUAAGAAGAAUCUUAGAAAUAAUGAGGGACUUGCUAGAAAAAGACUAGAAGGAUUAGAGCGUAAGUUAGAUAAGGACCCACAACUUAAGAAACAAUACUCUGAGGUGUUUACUGGCUAUGAAGAAGAGGGAAUAAUUGAGGAAGUCCCUUCAAAUGAGGUUUUAAGUUCUCAGCCUACAUAUUAUAUGCCUCAUCGUCCUGUUGUUAAAGAAAGUAGUGCUUCAACUAAGAUUAGGCCAGUUUUUGAUGCUUCUGCAGCUAGUUACAAUGGCAUUUCUUUAAAUGAUUGUCUUGAGUCUGGUCCUUCACUUAAUCCUGAUCUUGUGAAAGUUUUGAUUCGUUUCAGAAGGUGGAAGGUUGCACUGACUGCUGAUAUUACCAAGGCUUUCUUACAGAUCUGUGUUCAGGAAAAGGACCGAGAUGUGCAUCGCUUUUUAUGGAAAUGCAAAGACUCCAUUAGAAUUAUGAGGUUUGUUCGUGUUCCAUUUGGCAACACAAGUAGCCCUUUUUUGCUAAAUGCAACUAUUAAACAUCACUUACAGUCUUUUCCUAAUACUGAAGUCAUAGAAGAAUUAAAGGAAAACCUUUAUGUGGAUGAUUGGCUGUCGGGGGCAGACAGUGCAGAAGAGGCUUCUGUUAAGUUUAAAGAAGCUCAGAGAAUUUUGGCAUUAGACCAGUUUGUCUUUGAGGAAUUUGAUUUUGACUCAGAGACACAGUUAGUGUCAACAAAAAGAGCAGUACUCAGUCUCAUAGCCAAACUUUUUGACCCUCUUGAAAUAUCAUGGAGAGAGUUGUCGGGUCUAGAACUUCAUGACUUUGGUGAUGCUUCAGAGAAGGGGUAUGGAGCUUCUGUGUAUUUGAGAGUUCCCCUUGUGGAUGGGACAUACCAGGUGUCAUUUGUAGUUGCAAGGUCUAGGGUUGCACUUGCAUGGAUAAAGGGUAAUCCUAGUAGGUGGAAGGCAUUUGUGUCAAAUAGAGUUGUUGAAAUUCAGAGUCUCACCUCCCCAUGUCACUGGUACCAUUGUUCAGGGAAGGAAAAUCCUGCUGAUCUCAUUUCUAGAGGGGAGUUAGCUGAGCCACUUGUGAAUUCUACUUUAUGGAUGAAUGGGCCUUCUUGGUUGUCUAAACCUUUAACUUUAAGUGACAAAGGAGAAGCUGUGGAGCUACCUGUAGAAGAAAGUUACAGUGAAAAGAACAUUUCUUGUGUAUCUGUAACCACUCCUAAAAUAUUUGAGUUUGAGAGAUGGAGUCAGUUCAAUAAAGCCCAUCAUGUAGUGGCUUGGGUUAUGAGAUUUAUAAACAAUACCCGACCUCAUUCUGUAAAAGUGUCAGGUCCAUUGUCUUCUGAUGAGUUGGUUAAAGCCAAGACCAAAUUGUUUUACUGUGUACAGAGAGAGAAAUUUGCUCAUGAAAUUGCCGACUUGAGAAAGGGUAAAUCUCCUGCAAGGAGUUCCCCUUUGUGUAGACUAGAUCCCUUUGUAGAUGAUGAAGGCCUGUUGAGAAUUAAAGGACGUUUGGAGAAUGCAGACUUGAGUUUUGAAAGCAAACACCCUGUUAUAGUUCCCUCAGGUCAUGUUGCUAAGCUCUUGGUUCAAUUUCAGCAUAUUUUCUUGAAGCAUGCUGGAGUAUCCACCAUUGUAUCUACUUUAAGAGGCAGCUAUUGGAUAGUGGGAGUCAGACGAAUUGCUAAAACUGUUUGUAGAGUGUGUGUUCGGUGUAAGAGGUUUGAUUCCAGGGCUUGUAAUCAGCCUGCUGCACCCCUACCAGGAUUAAGAGUUAAGAUUGCUCCUCCCUUUACUGUGACAGAUAAUGCUAGAACAUUUUUGGGUGCAGCUCGUCAACUUCAGCAAGAAUAUGGUCCACUGUCUCCUCAGUGGAAAUUCAUUGUGUCCCGUUCUCCAUGGUGGGGAGGUUGGUGGGAACGUUUGAUUAGGUCUGUUAAGUCUGCUUUGAGGAAAACAAUAGGUAUUAGAAGUCUGUCUAGAAUUGAGCUUGAGACCACUCUUCAAGAAGUUGAGGCUUGUGUAAAUUCUAGACCUUUGACCUUUGUUGGAGAUGAACCUGAUGUUUCAAAUCCUUUGACACCUUCACACUUUCUCAUUGGACGUAAUGCUGGACUCCAACUUGAGAUUAGUGAUCAACCUUCAUAUGUUACAGGAAAGGAUUUAAUUAUCCGAGAAAGUGUUCGCCAGCAGCAACUUGAUAGAUUUUGGAAAUUAUGGAGCAAUGAUUAUCUGAGAAAUUUGCCGCCUGCUGUGAAAGGAUUUGUGCCAAAUUGCAAUGUAAAAAAAGGUGCUGUUGUCCUAGUCAGAGAAGACCAUGUUUCUAGGCUUAAAUGGCCAUUAGGUGUAGUUACUGAAGUAUUCCCUGAUUCUGAAGAAAAUAUACCAUCAGUUCUUGGAAACGGUGAAAAUGGUUCCUCUGAGCCUUGUGAAGAGAACAUUGUGAAAUGCACCUCCUAUAGUCGAUGGGGUCGUGCAAUAAGAACCCCAGUGAAACUUGAUUUGUAA